AUGAAGAAUAACAGUCCUGGACAGGAUGAGGUGGAAACGGAGGCUAUAAAGCUGGGAGGACCAAUUUUGAUAAAGAAGAUCCUAGAACUUUUCAAUCUAUGCCUACAAAAUCAGAAAAUCCCAAUCUCAUGGAACGACUCUCUUACGAUAUUGCUCUAUAAAAAAGGAGACAAAACAAGUCUAGAAAACUACAGGCCAAUCAGCUUGCUUGAUCAUCACCUCUACAAGUUGUACACCAGAAUUCUUACAAAUAGAUUAGAAUCGAAAUUUGAGCUCUACCAACCAAGGGAGCAGGCUGGAUUUCGAGCUGGUUAUAGCACCAACGACCACCUACAGUGCUUGAAAACCUUAAUAGAAAAAACUAUUGAAUAUAAUAGACCUUUAGUCCUGAAAUUUGUUGAUUUCCACAAUGCAUUUGAUACAGUAGAAUUAACGGCCAUUAAAAAGCAUUAA
This is a messenger RNA of Harmonia axyridis, 453 nucleotides long. RefSeq lists its product as uncharacterized. Lineage: Eukaryota; Metazoa; Arthropoda; Insecta; Coleoptera; Coccinellidae. The record is from RefSeq and is a predicted model, not a curated record. The transcript has a single exon. The coding region runs from base 1 to 453 and encodes 150 amino acids.